GAGAGAGAGUCGUUAUUGUUGACCUUCCAAGUGAAAAGCAGUAAAGGAGUGAUCCAAUAGGCAGCCUGUUCAAAAGAGAAGUGCAGGGGCAGCAGAGAGGAGAGAGAGAGAGAAAGAGAGGGAGAAAAAGGGAGGAGAAAAAGUGAGAAACUUUUAGUGUGCAGGAGAAAACUUAAGAAGACCCAUAAAAAGAGGGCAGGUACCCAAAGCAGGACGAUGAAGGCUGGGUUAGGAUUCUGCUCUUUGCUGGUCCUUCUUCUGGCCACAGAUGUCUGGGGGCAGCGGAGGAGGCCACGACCAAAGCCCCCCACCACCAGGAAACCUGUUCCUCCCGCCCCAAGGAAACCUUCUCCUGCACCUCCCAAGACUGAUCUUGAGCCCCGGGAGCCCACUGACUUUCCGCCUCCUAUCCUUGGCCCACCUUCUUCAUUCCCAGACUGCCCAAGGGAAUGCUUCUGUCCCCCUUCCUACGCAAAUGCCCUGUACUGCGAGAACCGCAACCUCCGCAAGGUUCCAGUCAUCCCGCCCCGUACCCAUUAUCUCUACCUACAGAACAAUUUCAUUGACCAAGUGACUGCAGAUUCUUUCAGUAAUGCCACAGAUCUCAAGUGGUUAAACUUAGGGAACAAUCGCAUUCGCUCCAUAGAGAAACAAGUGUUUGAGAAGGUGCCAAAUUUGUUGUAUCUCUAUAUAGAGAGGAACCAGCUGAAAGAAGUGCCAAGUGAUCUUCCACGUGGCUUAGAGCAGCUGAGACUAAGCCGCAAUCAGAUCUCAAAGAUCGCUCCAGGUGCUUUUGGCAAGAUGCAACACCUAAUUCUACUGGACUUGCAUCAUAAUCGGAUCAGCGACAGCAAUCUGGGCAAAAAUGUCUUCAAAGACCUUACAAGCCUUAUACAGCUCAAUCUGGCUAACAACAUCCUCAGGAAGAUGCCCGCAAAUGUGCCAGUCAGAAUUUACCAGCUGUUCUUAGACAGGAACAACAUCGAGGACAUUCCACAAGGCUAUUUCAAGGAUUUUACAAACAUAGCCUUCAUUAGACUCAACUAUAACCAGCUGACUGAUAAGGGCCUCCCAAAGAUGGUGUUCAAUAUUAGCACAUUGUUGGAUUUGCACUUGGCUCACAACAAACUUGCAAACGUUCCACUGUUCAGUGCCCACCUGGAGCAUCUACACCUCAACAACAACAAUAUCGAGAGAAUAAAUGGAACAGAGAUCUGUCCCUUUAGCAUGAGUGAGGAUGUCCAUGAUUUCAGCAGCGUCCCCAAGCUGAGGUACUUGAGGCUGGAUGGGAAUCAAUUGAGCCCCCCCAUUCCCAUGGAGGUCAUCAUGUGCUUCAGACAUCUCCAUUCCAUAGUGAUAUAGGAGAAGUCUGAAAUCUCCUAAAAAUAAAGUUCUUGAACGCGUUCAUGCAUAUGUAUGCACAGCUCUCCUGUCCACUUGACGGUACUGAUUGAAUCAAGCAGUACUAUGGGAAACACAAGGAAAUGAUAACGUAAAGGUUUUUUUUUUAAUACUUUCAGGAAUGUUUUCUGAGCUUUAAAUAUCAUAUUUAUUAAACAAAUAUGAAAAAAUGCUGCAAGCAUGGAUAUUUCUGCUUUAAAGAUAUCACUUUUGUCUAUAUCCUUGUGGUGCAUCAAUAUUAACUACUAUUAAAUAUCUAUGAAAUGAAGGCGCAUUAAGUGACAUACAUUGCUAUCUAAAGUGUAGUUAUGAAUCUAGAAAGGAUAAUAUUUAAACAUGAAUGUACUGGAACAGCAGAAUAUAAGGGGAAAGAUUAACACUAUUAGAAGUAGUUAAAAGGGAGGCAGAGACAAUUGGAAAACUACAAGAGGGGAUAACGUGACUACCAUGUAGUUAAAAUGUCCGUAAUGUUCCUGUGUCUGUUAGGUAACAUAAAACAUAUAUGUAUUGCCUUCACCUGGUAUGCAUCUUUUCUUUAUAAAUAAAUUCUGUGCUUUAUCACAGUGUUCUCUGAAGGCUCACAUGAUCAAUUAAUCAAUGAUCAAUGCUUUUAUGCUUCUAUAAAUGUGUAAGCUUCACACAUUCCAAGAUAAUGUUCAAUCUAUGUGUCAGAGGAAAAGAGAGAUAACAGUCUAUUGAGGAUGAUAACAUGAUGUGUCAAGUCAAUUAAAAUGUAAUAUUUCUAAAUUGUUAUAGUGUAACGACUAGAACACAAUUUCAAGAUUAUCUGUGUUUUUCAUGUUUUCAUGCAUUUUCUACUUACCACUGCCACCUGGUGGUAGGAAAAGCACGCAGCUGAUACAAUCAGAGAGAAUAUUCUAGGCAUGUGCUAAAAUGCCUGCACGCAGUGCCCAGAUUUUUGUGUGUGCGUUUUUAACCUCAACAGAAUGUGACAUAAUACCAUAUUAGUGGCCCUUCCUUCUUCAUGCAAGGUGCUUUUGUUUACACUUCUCCAUAUCAGGUUGAAAACAACCAGUUUUUAGACACAGUCCUGCAUGUUAAUACAUGCCUGUCAGUCACUUAAUUAGAACGCUUUAGCCAGUGCUUGAAGUGUGGGGGAAAAAAAACAAACACUUUGUUGGGCGAGCUUUCUGCCCUGUUGUGGGGUGUGGGCCUAGGCAGGGUCAUGUUGGUUGCCCUCGAUAGUGAUCAAAUUCCAGUGAUUUCCGUUUUAAACUAUGUCAUUUCAGUGAUAGCACUAAAUUAAGCUGCAUUGACCUUUCUAAAAAAAUCAGACAGAAAAGUGACUGUGAAUAUUUAAUAACGAAAGAAUUUUAGUCAGAGAAUGCUGAAGAUGAUGAUGAUAUUCAGUAUAACAGCACUAAAAAGCUACUGUGUGAUGUUACUGGGUAAUACUAGUACAUAACAGUACAACAGAAUACAAUUGAGUCUACUGCCAAGUUUAGCUGCUUGCUUGUCGAAUGUAAAUUUAAGAUCAAAUCCUAAAUUUAUGUUAAAAUUAGCGCUUGACUAAUAAAAUAAAUUAAGUAAUGAAAUACAAUCAUGCUAGGGACGUGGUGACAAGGAAGCUAGUUAAAUAAUGAGAAUGUUGUUCCUCAAAUGGUAUCAGGCAAAUUUGAUCUCCAUUACACAUAUGUGGGUUUAUAAUCUGCCACACUAACACAUGCAGAGGAAGUCGGAGAGGCCUCUUAUAUGAUGAUGUCAAAACAGUCCAAAAUGUGUGGACGUUUUUAAUGACAGACAAAAUGAUUUUCCUUCCAGUAAUGACUGGUGCCACAGAAAACCUAGCAGAGAGUUAGCUUAUUUAAAUAAAGAAAAACCCUGCAAUGUUUGAUGAUGUUGUACACGAUGUUCCCUUUUGAAAAUCAGAUCGUGAAUCAUUACCCCCUUCACGACUUCCACCAAAAAUGUAAGUGGGAUUUCACAAUAUACGAUCAUUAUUUAGGAAUGUUUAUCAGUUUCUUUUAAUAUUUUAUUUUCUGCUUAAGAAAGACAGACACUGUAGUCAGUGCAAUAAAGAAUAAUUUUCAUGUAAUUCAGAAUUAAUCUUCCAUAGGUUCUGCUCCUGUGUGCUAUUUCUUCUCUCUUUUUUUAGUUUUCCAUGAAGAGAUAUGAGAAAAUCAUAUUUGGUCACAUACAGAUACAUCUGGUAACAAAGAGUAUGAAAAAUUACCAAAGAAAAAUGAAAUUAUGUUACUUUUCCAAACAUAUUUAAUAAAUAUGUUCAGUAACAAGAUCUAAGGAAGAUCAAAAAAGAAAAGCCAAAUAAAAUGACACAUAAAAGCAAUCUUGUGUAAUCUACAUUUUCCACUUCUCUUUUAGAAGUAUGCAUACCAUGCCACAGCUAAUAGCAAAACGUAGACAUGAUUAUUGUACUGUACAUUUUUACUCACAUUAAAAUACAACUGUGCUGUCAUACAACUGUGCUGUCAAUAAUUUUCUUAAUUAUUAUUUUUUUUAAUUUCACAUUUCUCUGAAUAAAAUCCAAGUACAGGUA
This is a messenger RNA of Electrophorus electricus (electric eel), 3919 nucleotides long. It is a transcript of the gene prelp, whose product is annotated as proline/arginine-rich end leucine-rich repeat protein. Gene Ontology annotation, molecular function: protein binding. The record is from RefSeq and is a predicted model, not a curated record. Lineage: Eukaryota; Metazoa; Chordata; Actinopteri; Gymnotiformes; Gymnotidae.